AUGUUCACUUCCAAAAGACAAGAUAAAUUUACCACUGGUUUAAUAAACACAAGAAAUGAUUGUUUUGCAAAUUCUUCAAUUCAAGCAUUUGCUGCAAUGCCAGGGUUAGAUGUUUAUUUAAAUGAUAUUUUAAAACAGCACAAAUUGUUAGACAAAUUACCAACCAAUUCAGAAGCUCCAAAAUUACCAUUACAUGAGGCUUUAGCUACUAUUGUUCAGGAAUUACAAGUGACAAUAACAACACAACAUUACGUCUCAGUGUGGCCUUUUUUGCAAGUCAUUGAAAAAAUUUUCAAUUCAAAGAUUUCAACAAACCAAAACGAUGCUCAUGAAUUGGUGCAACUGAUACUGGAAACUUUAGACAAUGAAAACACCAAAUUGAAGAAAUUUGUGAAGCAAAGUAACCUGAACUUUGUCAUACCCGAAAUGCCAUUUAAUGGGUUAUUGGCUGAUCAGUUGACUUGUUUAUCAUGUUUGAAUUCUUCAAAACCAAGCUUUCAUCCUUUCGCUGUCUUAUCUUUGGCCGUUCCUCAAACUUCAAUAACAUCUUUAGAGGAGAUGGUUAAAAAGAAUGAAGUGGAAACUAUCAACGGUUAUAAUUGUUUAAGAUGUAAAAUCAAAGCAAUCUUAAAAGUUGAAAAAGAUCAACCAACAAAUUCAACAGCUGAGACUCAAAAACUAGUUGCUGAAUUGAAACAGAAAGAAUCCAAUAUCAGUAUAAAUGAUGAUUUGCCAGAAGAUUUGGAUAAAUUUGUUAAAAACUACAGUUAUGGUGGAUUCAAAACUGAAAAUUUACAAUCUACAAUUGUCAAGAAAACCUUAGUUGUUAAACCACCACGUUUAUUAACUGUUCAUCUGUCAAGAUCAAUGUUUACAGGAACUCAAGUGACAAGAAAUAGUUGUAGAGUUCAAUUUGAAGAUGAAGAAGAUGCUUCAAGUGAUGAAGAUAAUGAAUUGAAUGCUUCUAAGGAAAAUGUUAAAUACAGGCUGCGUGCUGUCAUCAGACAUCAUGGAACUCAUAAUGCUGGUCAUUACGAAUGUUAUCGUCAUAAACCUGCAUUAGUGAAAGACACUUUGAAUGAUACUGUUGUUAAUACAUCACCAACUAUCAAUUUUGGGUUUGCUGGUUUCCAACUCAAUAGUAAUGAAUUGAGCAGCAAGUCACAUAACAAGAGAUUCAAAAAGAUUGCAACUGUGGCAAAAUACCCAUUCUGGAGAAUUUCAGAUACAAAAGUUGCAGAAGUUAAGAAAGAAGAUGUCUUGAGAGAAACACAAGCUGUUUAUAUGAUUUAUUAUGAAAGAGUUUAA
Messenger RNA from Hansenula anomala, 1308 nucleotides. It is a transcript of the gene UBP16, whose product is annotated as putative ubiquitin-specific protease UBP16. Gene Ontology annotation, biological process: protein deubiquitination. Gene Ontology annotation, cellular component: cytosol; nucleus. Lineage: Eukaryota; Fungi; Ascomycota; Saccharomycetes; Phaffomycetales; Wickerhamomycetaceae. The transcript is spliced from 3 exons. Bases 1 to 1308 code for a protein of 435 amino acids. The record is from RefSeq and is a predicted model, not a curated record. Gene Ontology annotation, molecular function: cysteine-type endopeptidase activity; cysteine-type deubiquitinase activity.